GAACCCGGACGCUCGGAGCACAGCGAGAGUCUCACUAGACAACAGAGGACGCACAGAUUCCGCUCUGGAUAUUAUACCAAGACCCGGUUGGAUGUGCAAUAUGACUUUUGAAGAUACCAGUGGAGAUAAUUCAACAGAAAGAAUGGACUCGGUGGCUACAGCGUUAGAGGAGGUCCUGAGCUCUGCAUUGCCUCAGGGUUGCAUCACUGUCGGAGUUUAUGAAGCAGCAAAGUCACUCAAUGUGGAUCCAGACAAUGUGGUGUUGUGUCUACUGGCCACAGAUGAUGAGGAGGAUGUGGCUCUGCAGAUUCACUUUACCUUGAUACAGGCAUUCUGCUGCGAGAAUGACAUCAACAUCCUGCGUGUGAGCAACAUGAGGCGUCUGGCAGAGAUACUCGGCGGAGUGAAGCCUGGAGGAGAACCAAUGGACUUACACUGUGUUCUAGUUACUAAUCCACAGUCAUCCCCGUGGAAGGAUCCUGCACUGAGCAAGUUGAACAGAUUCUGCAGAGACUGCCGGUGUUUGGAUCAGUGGGUGCCUGUUAUCAACCUUCCUGACCGAUGAAGCUGCUUGGAAUAUAAAUGUAUUGUGUGCAUUGGGGAAAAAGUAACUGCCUAAGGCCUGUGUUAAUGUCUGUGUUGGACUUGAUUGGAAAGCGCCUCAGAGAGAGAGAGAAGUGGAGAGGGAGCGACGGGAGAGUUAGGAGAAGGAAGGGGGGGGGGGAAAAAGAGCACAAGCGGUCCAACAAAUUUACCAGGUCAGGGUGAACUUGUGGGCCAAGGAAGAGUGACUCAGCUGUCUGGGUUCCCGGAUUUUCUAACGUAUGACUGCGCCUUUCUCUGCCGAGAAAGAAUCAUUUUCGAGGAAACUGAAUCAUGUGAGCAUGGAGCACACGUGGUGCCGAGCACAGGCGCAUGGACUGGGGGAAAAGCCGACAGAGUGUCUCAGCUGACAAGACUCCAGGAACUGGACCACACCAGAGUGGAUCAGUCAGCUGUCAGCUUGAAAAACUCCUCAUGAAAAUUUGACCAAAUUGACUCAGCAUUUCUUCAAGAGAACAUUUACUUAAUCUUAUUUAAAAACUUGUCACUUUGAUAACUCAAAAGGGAAAGUUUUCACAGUUUAUUAUUAUUAUUAUUAUUAUUAUUAUUAUUAUUAUUAUUAUUAUUAUGGACAAUACAAUGUUUGUCCGGUAACUUGUUGUUAUGUUAUUAAUUUAAUGAGUUAUAUUUAUUGUGCAUAGUUGAAAAGAUUGUGCCUUGAAAAGUUGAAUAAAAUAAUAUUUAAAAACA
Neolamprologus brichardi is the source of this 1293-nucleotide messenger RNA. RefSeq names its product growth arrest and DNA-damage-inducible, alpha, b (gene gadd45ab). The record is from RefSeq and is a predicted model, not a curated record. Gene Ontology annotation, cellular component: cytoplasm; nucleus. NCBI's taxonomy places the organism in Eukaryota, Metazoa, Chordata, Actinopteri, Cichliformes, Cichlidae. Gene Ontology annotation, biological process: regulation of cell cycle.